Molecule: messenger RNA, 335 nt
Organism: Racocetra persica
Lineage: Eukaryota; Fungi; Glomeromycota; Glomeromycetes; Diversisporales; Gigasporaceae
Source: the annotation of a GenBank genome assembly
GUUGUUUCUAAUCAAUAUAUAAUGAUGAGAUUUGAGAAUGCAAUUGAUUAUUUUGAACAAACAUCAUUACAAAAAGAUAGGAAUCUUGACCCUGAUGAGUUAUCUCAAUUUGUUUCUAAUAAACAAAUAAUAAUAGAAUUUGAGGUGGAGGCUAAUUAUUUUGAACAAAUAUCAUUACAAAGAAAAGAUCAGAGUAUUGACUUUGAUGAAUAUCUGUAUGUGCAACAUAUUCCUAAUCAACAUAUAACAGUGAAAUUUGAGAAGAUGUUUGAUAAAUUAGAACCAAUCUUGUUACAAAGAGAAGAAAAAGAAGAUUUGUCUAUUGAUUUUAAUAA